This is a messenger RNA of Anoplopoma fimbria (sablefish), 2424 nucleotides long. RefSeq names its product sprouty RTK signaling antagonist 2 (gene spry2). Bases 380 to 1420 code for a protein of 346 amino acids. The record is from RefSeq and is a predicted model, not a curated record. The transcript has 2 exons. Gene Ontology annotation, cellular component: cytosol; membrane. Gene Ontology annotation, biological process: negative regulation of fibroblast growth factor receptor signaling pathway; negative regulation of MAP kinase activity; negative regulation of Ras protein signal transduction. Lineage: Eukaryota; Metazoa; Chordata; Actinopteri; Perciformes; Anoplopomatidae.
UACUCACAAACCCUCACAGCGCUGCGGAUAAAACACACGGGAUUUGUCUCUCCCUUCUCUCUGUUCUUCUUCUUCUUCUUCUUCCUCCUCCUCUUCUGCUCCGCGGCGGUGCUCGUGCGAAGUGUUCGCCUCUUUUAAUGCCUCGUGCUCUCGCGCAAAACAUGGGAUUUACGUCGUAGCGCCGCCGUUAACGAGAAUGCGCUCCGGCUGGAAACUUUCUCAAUGGAUUUUACCGACGGCUCUCCAGACUGACUUACUCACCCAUGGAAUAAACUCUCCCGCAAAUUGGAUUUAUUUCACCUGAACGGGGGGCUAAAGUGUCGAAAGCACGGACUUCAGAUGUGUCCCAUGCCAGCCAGAGUGACCCUUCAGUCCCGAGAUGGAUUCCACAAGUCAGAACGACAGCGACGGGGGAGGAGGACACCACGGGCGGUCGCCGCCAUCGGCCGGCUCGCCGGUCAUGCCGCAUGACGAAGGGAGACCGCAACAACGGCCUAUGCAAACUUUAGAUGGUCUGCCAGAUCCUGGGUUGACCAACAGGCAGCUGGCCCAUACUCCGGCUGUGCUAUCUCUGGAUCAGAUCAGGAUAAGUAGGAGUAGCAAUGAGUACACAGAAGGACCUACAGUCGCCCAAAGGUCUCCAGCCGCUCCGCAUAGGCAACAGAAGAGUGACUUGGCUUCGUCACCAAGUUCUAGGACCAGUGGGCAGCAGGAGACUCCGGAAGAGGGGCCCAAUAAUCUCCGUAACCUGAAUUCAUUGACUCAAUAUGGAAACACAGAUAACUCCAUUUCCUCCAGGGAGGGCGUGCUGCGGUCCUCCAGCGCAGAGGACUCCCUGAGCAGCAUCAGGACCAGCGUGGGGAGCACUUCUUCAGGCCAGAGGCUCCUCAGCAGCCCGGCAGGGAGCAACCAGAUAAUCAGAACCCAGCCCAAACGCGCAGAGCUCAAUUCAGAAGAGCUGAAGCCCCUGAACCAUGAGUCCAGGGUCAUACUGGCCGUGCCCGGCAGCGGAAGCAAUAAAAAUCAAGGCAUACACACCACCAAGUGCGAGGACUGCGGUCGAUGCUGCUGCCAGGAGUGUAGUCGCCUGCGGAAGCUCCCUGCCUGCUGGAUGUGCGGCCGUCGGUGCAUGUGCUCGGUGCAGAUCGCGGUGGAGUACGGGACCUGCGUUUGCUGCGUCAAGGGGCUCUUCUACCACUGCUCCAGCGACGACGAGGACACGUGCGCCGACAAGCCCUUCUCGUGCACGCAGUCGCACUGCUGCGUCCGCUGGACCACCGUGUCGCUCCUCUCCCUGCUCUUCCCCUGUCUCCUGUGCUACCUCCCGGCUAAAGGAUGUGUCGCCGUGUGCCAGAGCUGCUAUGGCCGAGUCGCGCGACCCGGCUGUCGGUGCAAGAACACAAACCGGAUCCAGUGUUAGGAUGACGGCAAGCCGACGUAGACGAGAUGGUGGUGUAUGUUGAAAUGCAGAAGGACAGAAAGAUGUUGACUGAACUGAUAGACGGCCCUGUAGUUCUGUAGUUGAAAGGUUUGAUUAGAGAGCUAAUGAUGCUUGAGUUGUUGCGUUUUCCGUGUAGAUCUUCAUGCCUUACAGAUCUGGGCAGAGACAUGGUCACAGUUUGCCUUCAGUUGCCAACUUUCAAGGCUGGUUGACAAAAGUAUGACUACAAAAGGAGGUGCAGUCACUCACCCGAGCAUUAAGAGUUUCAAUUGAAAGGUAAACCAAAAUAAGCGCUUCACGUGAUGCAAGGUAUGAAGACAUAUUCAACUACUGUUUUGUCCUGAAAAAUAAUUUCUUCACUCAAGUGCCCAGAUAUCGUGUUGUUGCUAUGAGAGUCCAAAUGGAUAGCCUUUUUUUUGUAACAUUUAAUACAACUUAUAUGCUAAGAAGAGACUCCUAUUACUAACUAUAUGUAAAGUAGUAAAUGCAAAGGGUAUGUACAUUAGAAAAUGAGUUUGACAGAUGUUUUAUUUUUGUACAUAUAAUAAUACUUCAACUGUGAAAAGUUUUCUGCCAUACCAGAGGCACCUUGAUGAAUCCACAUUUAUAUGAAUCAGUCGACUUCAUUCAUACAAUGUUUGUACAUUCACUGGAAUGUAUAUCAAUCAUUUAAUGUAAUUUACAAAGGAAAAAAUCUUAUCCCUUCUACUUGUAAAUUGUACAGUGACCAUAUAUGAAAAAUUUAUUUUCUAAUUCCAACAUUGCUUAGUGUAAAGUUAAAAAAAAAAAUCUAUAUUUAUUUGAAGGUUUAUUAUUUUAUAAUGAAAAAUAUUUAUUUUGAGAAAGCAUUGUUCAUGUGUCACCUUGUACGGAGCUACUCUGUAGUCGCUGCAGAUUUUGAGGUGACCGGUAGGAGUGUCAAAGCUGGAUGAAUAGUUCACUAUGAAUUAGAAAACAAAUAUAUUAACGUUUGAAAUUAAACA